AUGCCCUCCUCGUCACUAGCAGAAUAUCUCGCCAAAAACUACCUAACAGCCGAUCCAUCUACGGAACGCCCAAAAAAGAAACGCAAGAAGACCAAAACCGUCGACACCGCCGGAGACGGCCUCAUCAUCGCCGACGACGACCCGCCCGAUUUACGGACGUCGGCGACAAAUUUCGGCAAUGAGGAUGACGAGGGCCCGAGUUUAGUGACCUCCGUCCGGAGCGCGGAGUUCCGCCGUGCGAAGAAAUCGAAUUGGAAGACGCUGGGUGGUCCCGCGACCGGCAGAUCGAACGCGGAUGAUGAGCGGGACGCCGCAGACGCGAUCCUAGCGUCUGCCGCGGCGGAGAGCGCCGCUCGCCGUGGGGAAGGAGAGGAAGGCGAUGACGAAGCGCCUGCUGUUGUGGACGAUGCUGAGGCCGACGACGGAGGAGAGAUGCGGAUGGAGUCCGGUGCUCGGGCGGGACUGCAGACUGCGGAACAGACGGCGGCGAUGGUGGCUGCGCAGGAACGACGGAAGAAGGCCGAGGCGGCGCGGCAUCGAGAGCGGCCGGCGGAGGCGCAGGAGACGAUCUACCGAGAUGCGUCUGGGCGGAUCAUCAACGUUGCCCUGAAGCGGGCGGAGGCGCGGCGGGCGGAGCAGGAGAAGCGCGAGAAGGAGGAGGCAGCUAAGGAGGCGCUGAUGGGUGAUGUGCAGCGGGCGGAGCGGGAGGCGCGCAGGCAGCAGAUACAGGAGGCUCGAGCGAUGCCGCUUGCACGGACGAUCGAAGACGAUUCCCUGAAUGAGGAGCUGAAGGCGCAGCAGCGGUGGAAUGAUCCUGCGGCUGGGUUUUUGACCAAGACAAAGGGGCCCGGCGCGAGUGUGACGGGGAAGCCGCUCUAUAAGGGGGCUUUUCAGCCGAAUCGGUAUGGGAUCCGUCCGGGACAUCGGUGGGAUGGGGUGGAUCGGGGGAACGGGUUCGAGAAGGAAUGGUUUGCAGCGAGGAAUAAGAAGGGGAGACUGGAAGCGUUGGAUUAUCAGUGGCAGAUGGAUGAGUAA
Aspergillus pseudoviridinutans is the source of this 1035-nucleotide messenger RNA. RefSeq names its product putative cell cycle control protein (Cwf26) (gene cwc26). Gene Ontology annotation, biological process: mRNA splicing, via spliceosome. Gene Ontology annotation, molecular function: RNA binding. The record is from RefSeq and is a predicted model, not a curated record. Gene Ontology annotation, cellular component: RES complex; U2-type spliceosomal complex. Bases 1 to 1035 code for a protein of 344 amino acids. The transcript has a single exon. Lineage: Eukaryota; Fungi; Ascomycota; Eurotiomycetes; Eurotiales; Aspergillaceae.